ACCUAAGACGACAACGUUUGUGCCAAAAUCCCAGAAUUGAAUAACGAGCUCAACGACACCGUUUGAAGCUCUCCAGAGUGAGACAAGAACUGGAUAUGUAGCUGGCAAUGGAGGCCGGUGGGACUUGCAGAGAAAGAGAGAGAGAGAGAGAGAGAGAGAGAGAGGGAGAGAGGAGAGAGACGGGAAAGCAACAAAACGUACGAGUUGCUUGGGUUGAAAGCUUUCCCCUGGUGGUGGAGUCAUGUCUUUGCAAGUCACCGGUCAGUGUCACAAUAACUCCCAAUCCCAUUCUGUUUCUGUCUUUCCUUUCCUGUCCUUCGCUUCCCUUUUCCUCUUCCUCUCACUCUCUCUUUCUUUUCCAUUCUCUUAUCUCCUCCUCCUCAUAAUCUUCGUCUUCUUCUUUAAUUAGAGUUGGGUAUGUUGGUUUUUGAAGAUUAAAAAACUUCUGGGCUUUUUUGCUUCUUCACUGCCGCAAAUCCCAUUUUGAUUCUGUACAGACUUGAGCACAGGGCGACUCGGACUUCGUUCUCUGAAGGUUUUUACGCUAAAGGGUCGCUCCUCUUUUCUCCUUUUUCGUUGUUUCUACUCGAAACAUAUAAUAGCUUUGCUCUAUACCUAUUUCAGUGUAAUUGGACGAAAAUAUUGUGCGACAGCUGAGCAUGUCAUCCGCUCAUAUGGCAAGGAGAUCACCUAGGAGCCCUGUGCCAGUGUUAUGUGAAAAAUAUCAGUCAGGCUGUACGUGUACCUGGGAUUUAUAUAGCCUCUUCGAUUUUGGCCAAGGUCAUUCCAAUAGGAAGCUGCUUUCUGAUCUGAGGCAUUUGAGUAGUCAUGCUGUUGGCAAUGCAAAUUUAAGGAGCAGGCUUGAUUUGCAUACCAAAUUUAGUGAGAAGUGCCAAGGCAUUGAUGAUAGGAUAGACAACAAAACUCAGACAGUUGAUUCUGAUAAGGCAAGUCUGAAGUGGCUUAUGAAAGAAGAGAUGCCCUCAGAGCAGCAGACAAAUAAGAAGACUGCCACUGCUAACAUGAAACAUUUACAGUCAAAUUCCAAACCUGUUGGUAACUUACCCAUAAACCAUGGAAAGGCAAACAAAACUUGUCAGGGAUCAUGUCAUGCACCUGGUCAUGGUUGGAAAGGAGUAGGGGAUAUGGAUCAUCAUCAACCUUCUCAUCAAAACUUUGUGGAUAUAUCUUUAAGUAAGCUAAACCGUUCAGCAUCAAGAAAGGCAUUUUGCAACGAGGUGCAUCCCAAAAAUAGUAGAUCUAUUUUUGGUUGUAAAAGUAUUGAUUGUGUGGAUUAUGACCAGCUGAAGGUGAUUAAUGGCCAGCUGGUGCAGAUGAAUGAAGUAGAGGAAACCAAAAAUCAGAAGUUAAUUCAUGGAAAAUAUCUCAGCAGAGAUGGGGCAAACCACCAGCCUAAACAAUUGUUGGAUGCAUUGGAGAUUUUAAAUUCGAAUAAGGAAUUAUUCAUAGAACUUCUACAAGAUCCAAAUUCUCUGUUAGUAAAACAUAUCCAAGACUUGAAGAAUUCUCAGACAAAAGGACAGCAGACUAGAUCUUCUUCUGGAGCCAAUUUGUCAGAGCAUUGGACAAGUAAUGCAAGACAACGUGAAGAACCUGACAGCUUGAAAUCUUGUGAUAGAUACCUUCCUAAAGGAAAUGGUGAUUCUCAACCUUCAGAUAGAAUAGUAGUCUUAAGUCCUGGCCCAACAAGCAUACAAAAAUCUUCCGAGAGAAUCAGCCCUUACUUUUCCCAGCAAUAUCCUUAUAGCUUGAGAACUAAAGGACAGAGUGUGAGACCGAAACUUUUUUCAUUUGGUCAUAUAAAAAGGAAGUUGAAAGAUGCUUUGGGCGUUAACAAAAAUGAGCAGCACUGGACUGCAAUCGAUGGUAAAUUAGAAAAAUCUUCCUGUGAUUGCCAGGGUUCACAAGGUGGUGGUAAGGGAAUAGGUAUCCAGAUUGUUGGAAGAAAUUUGCCGAGUAAUGUCCUUGAUAUUGGUGGAAUACCAACAUCUUCUCUUGAUGUCAAGAAAAAAGACAAGAUAAAAAAGGCUAAAGAUUUUGAAUUAAACAGACAUGAAAUUGCUGCAACAAGUGAAGGCAGUUGUAGAAACUCAAACUUUUCACUUGUUGGCCAUCCCAAGGAACAUGAAUCUGACCUGUCUGCUAUGCCUUGGAAACAUCACUCUGAGAUGAGACAUAAUGGAAAUGAGGAUGUGGAUCUUUUGGGAAAACCGGUGCCAGAGGCUUGGGUGAGGAACAUCUCUUUCCAAGAACAUGGCCUCCUGCCUAUAGUUAAUCCUGGAAGGGAGAGGGAACUAGGCUUUACUACUAGAAAGAUGAGAUUUUCCCCCUAUGGCCAUUAUCAAAUGGUCAAUGAGAACAGGACCAAGUUUCAGAAAGAAAAUAAAAACAGCUGCUUAAGUUCAUUAACGCAAAACAUAGAAGCUCUACCAUCAGCUGAUACUGAGAGACAAAAUGAUCAAUUGCAAGUUUUUACAACAAAGCCAAAUAUCUCAAAGAGCCAUUUUGCUGAUAUGAAAGUUAAAGAAGAUGAUUUGAGUCCUACAGGUGAAACUAAUCCUCUGGAAGUGGCCUUUGAAUCACAUAGCACACACCUGGGGGGAAGUACUGAUGCAGCCAACAAGUGCGAGAAAAAUGGAUAUUUGGAGUCCUCAAGAUUGCUUUCAUCUUCGGAGAAUAAGCCAUCAAAAUUUAUACCAGAAGUUUCUUCAUCAAGUCCAUCAGGCGUUCAGAGAUUGGCAGAUUCUACUAGCCUGAAAGAAAAAUUGGAGCAGUCUGGUCCAGUAUGUGUUCUUGAGAAGGUUUUCAAAGAAGAUGUCACUAGCCCUGAAAGGAACAUACAUCAACCUGCUAAGUUGCAGGUGCAAGCACUACAAACUAUCAUUGAAGACCACUAUUCAGCUGCUCUUCCCCCUUUGGGCCCUAGAAUCAAAACAACUAUUACUAUGGAUAAGCAUUUGUCCUCCUCUGAGUAUAUAAGUGCAGUGUUACGAGCUUCAGGCUUGAAUUGGGAUGAACUGUCAGUGAAUUGCCAUUCAUCAGAGCAACUGCUAGACGGAUCCUUAUUUGAUGAAAUGAAGAUGUCAAACAACCAAUUCUGUGGUGAUUUUCCAAUCCUGUUUGACUGUAUUAAUGAAGUCCUGGCAGAGGUUUGUCAGUAUAGUUCUGGAUGCUCCAGUUGGCUAUCAUGUAUCAAACCAAUAAUUCAUCCACUUCCAGUAGAAAAAAAUGUGAUUCAUGAGGUGACAAAACGUGUUGAUUGGUACCUUCUCUCACAGCCACCACCACAGACAUUUAAGCAGCUUGUUGAACAGGACUUGGCAAGAUCUAGAACAUGGCUGGAUAUCCGAAAUGAAACUGAAGUUAUUGCUAUUGAAACUGUAGAAGGUGUCUUAGAAGAAUUAUUGAUGGAAAUCGUAUUUGACUUGUAUAUUUGAAGCAUUAUAGAUUCAUCUAUAUUGCACCAGGAAUAUUCAGCAGCUCAGAUGGGUUAACACAACUGGAAUUUUCUCUUAUUCUCAAAUGUCACUGGCCUCCUCGGACUCAUUGCUUGUAUUCAGAGUUUGAACAUCACUUGGCAUUUUUUAUGAUGCAAAUUGUGUCAAGAUGGGAUAAGAAUGAAGUCUUUUGCUGACAUAGAGAAGGUCUGUGAGAGCACCUUUGAGACUGUUACAUGGCUCAAGAAAAAAAAAAUGCUACAUCGCUCAAGUUUCCUGUGUUCUGUAUAGUUUACUCUCAACCUACAAAAGCUAUUAAUCAUAGGGUUCUGAUGAGUUUUCAUCAA
This is a messenger RNA of Alnus glutinosa, 3805 nucleotides long. RefSeq lists its product as uncharacterized. The record is from RefSeq and is a predicted model, not a curated record. Bases 660 to 3458 code for a protein of 932 amino acids. Lineage: Eukaryota; Viridiplantae; Streptophyta; Magnoliopsida; Fagales; Betulaceae. The transcript is spliced from 7 exons.